Prorocentrum cordatum is the source of this 1308-nucleotide messenger RNA. The record is from the annotation of a GenBank genome assembly. NCBI's taxonomy places the organism in Eukaryota, Dinophyceae, Prorocentrales, Prorocentraceae.
GUUCUUUCUGGCAUGCCCUUCACACGUUUCGUGGCCCCAUGGGGAGCUCCACUGAAGGCCCGGGUGGCAGGGUCCGCACGGUUACUUCACGGAGCUAGGAGCUAGGAGUCGCGAAGCUCGGCUUCGAGGAGUUCCUCUGCGCUGCGGAGCCUGAGCCGGCCAAGGAAUCGUUAGCUUGCGGCGCAGUCGCGCCGCCCCCUGCCUGGACUCCCGCGCGUUGCGCUGGAGCUAUUAUCCUUCCUCAAAUUACCCCUCCUCUCGCUUCCCCUGCCACCGCCCUCGUGCUCCGUGCCGCGUGCAUAAGUGAACAUCGUCACGUAAAACACGUGCUCUUCAUUGUGUUAAUUCGUGCUAGCGUGCCAGGAGCUUCACGAAUCCUUUGUGAGGUGAGGCGGACUGGUACCUCACGGGAGACGUGGUGAUGGCACGAGAAUGUGAAUCGAAUUGGUUUUUUUUCCUUCUGGGGCGAACAAAGGACCUCGCAUCCCAGAUCCACGAAGGCGAGGAGCGCGGCAUGGGACUCGAGGAUUUCAAAAAUAAGCGAGCCGCAGACGCGGUGAUGUGCGCCGCUGGGCUUUUCGACUCUAGAGAGACAGUUGCAAGGGCUGUCGGACGUGCAGGUGCAGAGGAUGUCCUGGUGCACGGCGUCUACCCCGUGAAGGUCACCGUCGGUGGUACGGAGCGAUGCAUAUUCGUCUGUGCGGUUUCUGAAAGCUAUUGGCCUAGCGUGGACAGGGAACCCAGGAGCGGUUCCUUGGAGGCCUGGGCGGGGUACAUCACGGCGGCGACAGACGGCGAGGUCGAGCUGCUGAUUUUCACUCCAGCUAGCAAGAUUCCCCGGACACCGCCGCCGCUUCUCAAGCCCAAGGCCGGGGAUCUGAAGAAAGCGCUUCAAGGCUGGCUGGACUGGACUGGCGUGAUGGAGCUGAGGCCAGAGGAUUGCCUUGCUUGCUCGCGGCAGGCUCCGUUUGAUCCACGCCGAGCCAAGGCCGAGGCUUAGUACGAAGAUCGAGCAGAAGUGGAUAACCAACUAUCUAUGAGUGGCAGCUUGGCUAUUCACCAUGAAGGCAACGGCUGCAAUAAGUGAUAGCCUGCUUCCAUAAUGUUUUAGGUUCAGCAUCACACGCACGCCCCAUCUCGAAAAGGUUUGCGCCCACUGCUUGGAGUCCUCACCCAUACCCUCAGUCAUAGCCCAUUGGUAGCGUACUCGUGCUUUCGUGGCUUGCUGAUGCUUCGCCAGGGAUGCACUCACGGCUCCUUCACAGCUCUCAGCUUUGGCUCACGCAGAACAUAUUUCUUACCCGUGCC